This is a messenger RNA of Suillus clintonianus, 2279 nucleotides long. RefSeq names its product ATP-utilizing phosphoenolpyruvate carboxykinase. Gene Ontology annotation, molecular function: ATP binding; phosphoenolpyruvate carboxykinase (ATP) activity. The coding region runs from base 431 to 2128 and encodes 565 amino acids. Gene Ontology annotation, biological process: gluconeogenesis. Gene Ontology annotation, cellular component: cytosol. The record is from RefSeq and is a predicted model, not a curated record. The transcript has 7 exons. NCBI's taxonomy places the organism in Eukaryota, Fungi, Basidiomycota, Agaricomycetes, Boletales, Suillaceae.
CUAAAUUUCAAACUCCUCGCUCCUCCUGCCAAAUUUCUCCGAGAUCGACCAGCCUGGCUUCGCCACUCGACUUGUCCGUGGUAUUGGUAAGCCAGGCUGGUCACGAGCCUAGGAUUAUGGGAUGUUCCGGCAAUGGCUUGUCGUUGGUAUAAAACCCUCCAAAAAAUCAGGUUUCGCAUACCGUUUCAACCGCCAUCUUAUUGUUCGUGGUCAUUGUUGUGAUUCACAUCGUAGAGUAAGUGCUCGUCACUGUUGCCGUUAAUGCCAGUCGCAUGAGUCAUCGCAUGCGGGGUACCCGAACAGGCGGGCUCCGAGCCUCGCCUCCACGGAUCUUCUACGGAUCAUCAUUUAUCUAUUGUCUUUUACUCUUCGCCGUGCUUGAGCUCUUGUUGACCAACUUCAUCAUCAGACUUCAUAUCCGUUCACCACAAUGGUUCAUCCCCACCAGACACCCUAUGUUACACCCCACAUCUUGCACAAGAAUUACGCUCAGGCUUUUGACAAUGAAUUUCAUAGUAACCUCAUUGGCCGUGACCUCGAGUAUUUCUCGCAGGCUGGGUUUGACAUGGACAGGAUCCAGCUAAAGCGCAAUGCUCCUGUAGCUCAGCUUUACGAAGAUGCCAUCCGCAACGAAGGAGCGAUUAUCUCCUCUUCUGGCGCACUCAUCAACUUUUCUGGUAAGAAGACCGGUAGAAGUCCUAAAGACAAGCGAAUCGUCUAUGAGGAGACAAGUAAGGAUGAUAUAUGGUGGGGCUCCGUGAACAUUAAGAUGGAUGAACACACGUUCGAGAUCAACCGCGAGCGUGCUAUUGACUAUUUGAAUACGCGCGACAACGUCUACGUCUUCGAUGGUUUUGCUGGUUGGGAUCCCAAAUACCGUAUCAAAGUCCGGGUCAUUUGUGCCCGUGCAUAUCAUGCUCUGUUCAUGAAUAACAUGUUGAUCCGCCCGACCGAGGAAGAGCUUGCAAGUUUUGGCGAGCCCGACUUUAUCAUUUACAAUGCUGGCCAAUUCCCCGCGAACCGCUUUACUAAGGGCAUGUCCUCCACUACGUCGGUGGAAAUAAACUUCAAGCGCAUGGAAAUGGUCAUCCUCGGCACUGAGUACGCCGGCGAGAUGAAGAAGGGUGUCUUUUCCGUCAUGCACUAUCUUCAACCUGUCAAGUUCGGCCAGCUCUCCCUCCACUCAUCUGCCAACGUUGGGAUGGAGAAGGGCGACGUUACCCUAUUCUUUGGUCUUUCAGGAACCGGAAAGACCACACUCUCCGCUGAUCCGAACCGCCUUCUCAUUGGUGAUGAUGAACACGUGUGGUCAGACACUGGGGUGUUCAACAUCGAGGGAGGAUGCUACGCCAAGUGCAUCAACCUUUCGAGCGAGAAGGAGCCCGAGAUAUUCAACGCCAUUCGUUUCGGCUCCAUUCUGGAGAACGUCGUAUACAACCCUUUAACGCGUAUCCCGGAUUAUGAUGAUGUUGGCAUCACGGAGAAUACGCGCUGCGCAUACCCGAUCGAAUACAUUCCAAACGCCAAGAUCCCAUGCAUGGUGGACAGACAACCAAGCAACAUUAUCAUGUUGACGUGUGACGCGUUCGGUGUCCUCCCCCCUGUAAGUAAACUUACCGCAGAUCAAGCAAGCUACCACUUCCUUGCUGGCUACACCUCGAAAACGCCUGGCACGGAGGAUGGUGUCCUCGAACCUAUUCCAACAUUCUCGACCUGCUACAGCGCACCUUUCAUCGUGUUACACCCUGGACGCUACGCAGAAAUGCUGGCCGAGCGCAUGUCCAAACAUAACGUAUCUUGCUGGUUAAUCAACACGGGCUGGACAGGUGGCAAGUUCGGCACUGGCAAGCGCUGCCCACUUAAGUACACCCGCCGUAUCGUCGAUGCUGUACACUCCGGGGAGCUUCUGAACAGCGAGUUCGAAACCUUUGGCGGCUUCGGACUCCAGAUUCCUACCGCGGUAGAGGGUGUUCCACGCGAAGUGCUCAACCCUCGUUUGGCCUGGGCAGACAAGGAAGCUUUUGAACGGGAGGUUCGCAAGCUCGCGGGCAUGUUCCAGAAGGCGUUCAAGUUGUACGAGAGCGAUGUACAAGAAAGCGUGAGGUUGGCAGGUCCCCGGGUGGAUUAGAGUCCAUUUCUCCUUAUUUAUAAUUUAUAACGCGGAUGUAGAGUGGAGUUAUAUCGCUAUCUAAACCAAAUCUGAACUGUACUCUACUAUACUUCAUGUGUAUGUACCUGAAUGUACAAGCCGGACGAAUUCGAAUGCAUACUGCGGACCU